This is a messenger RNA of Stegostoma tigrinum, 1757 nucleotides long. RefSeq names its product kelch domain containing 2 (gene klhdc2). NCBI's taxonomy places the organism in Eukaryota, Metazoa, Chordata, Chondrichthyes, Orectolobiformes, Stegostomatidae. The transcript has 14 exons. The record is from RefSeq and is a predicted model, not a curated record. Gene Ontology annotation, molecular function: protein binding. Bases 106 to 1371 code for a protein of 421 amino acids.
CGAUCGACCGGAAAUCUCCGGUGCCACUUCCGACAUCCCGGGUCCCUGUCGGAGUUUGUAAACAAGCGGCAGGCAGCGGGAAUGCGGUCGUAGAAAUUGUGAAACAUGGCAAAUGAAAAUGAAGAUUUGAACGAGGGUCUACACGUGGUAAAUGAGGAGGAAGAAGAAGAAAAUGCUCUUGAUUAUCACCAGAAUAGGAUGCCACUCUCAACUUUUUAUGAUUUGGUACCAGAAGAACGUAGUGGCCAUGUAGCUGUAACAUGUGGAAGUUAUAUGUAUAUCUUGGGUGGUUACAAGAAUGCUGCAGUUCAAGGCUACAACGAUUUCUACUUGCCAAGAGAAGAACUUUGGAUCUACAGCAUGGAAACUGGAAGAUGGAAGAAGAAGUACACAGAAGGUGAUGUUCCUCAGUCCAUGUCAGGGAGUUGUGCUGCUUGUGUGGAUGGAGUACUAUAUCUGUUUGGAGGGCAUCAUGUAAGAGGGAACACUAAUGAGUUCUACAUUCUGAAGCUGGGAACCAAAGACAAAAUACUGCACUGGGAGAGAGUAAAAGAUUUUAAGGGGGUACCACCAUCACCCAAAGACAAACUUGGUUGUUGGGUAUACAAAAACAAAUUGAUUUUCUUUGGUGGCUAUGGCUACCAACCUCGAGAACAGUAUCAUGGAUCAUUUGAGUUUGAUGAAUCAUCAUUUUGGAAUGCAAGUCAUCCAAGAGGCUGGAAUAAUCAUGUCCAUUUCAUUGACCUUGAAACUUUUACAUGGUACCAGCCUAUUACAAAGGGGAAAGCCCCUUCACCUAGAGCAGCUCACGCUUGUGCUACAAUUGGGAACCAAGGCUAUGUGUUUGGAGGAAGGUAUCAGGAUGCCAGGACCAACGACCUCUACUACCUUGAUUUGGAUACUUGGGAAUGGAAUGAAGUGAUACAAUCUCCUGAUCAGAUUCCUGUUGGCCGUUCUUGGCAUUCACUCACUACAAUCUCAAAUGACCAUCUCUUCCUUUUUGGAGGUUUCACGACUGACAAACAACCGUUAAGUGAUGCUUGGAUAUAUAGUGUGAGCAAGAAUGAAUGGUUAAAAGUAGAGCACCAAUAUUCAGAUAGACCAAGACUUUGGCAUUCUGCUUGUACAAGCAAUGAAGCAGAAGUGAUUGUUUUUGGUGGAUGUGCUAACAAUUUACUGGCUCGUCAACAAGCAGCUCACAGUAAUGACAUCCUUAUCUUCUCUGUGCAGCCAAAGUCACUUGUCGGACUUUGCCUAGAAGCAGUGAUCCACUAUAAAGAAAUGUUGGCCCAUAUAUGGGACUGUCUUCCAAAACAUCUGCUUCUUAAUAUUAAUCAACGAGCAGGGAGCAGCAACACAUCUGGAUCAUGAGUUCUGACAACACAAUUACAGUUUGGGCAAUCAUAGUGUGAUUUAGUUCUUCUUUGUUCUAGCAGUCAAAAGUACUGGUUUAUGACAAGGUAUGGGCAAGCUGCAGAGAAGCAUAACUUUUUUGUCUUUAUUGGUACCUGCAUUUUUGCAGGCUUUUGAUUUGCUUGUACUGCAUGUAUAGAAAUUUUAUUUUCUGUUUUGAAUAAAUGUGAAGCAGAGACAACUUAGAACACUUGGAUGUACAAAGUAAACUGUCAACUUCAAAAUAAUGCUCAGAUUGAUAUGUUGAAUCUCAUCUACCUGAAGCAGUUUAUUUUUCUUUCUGGUAUUAAGUAAAAAUUAAAUAAAACAUGCCUUUUCAAUAAAGGGCAAAGAAUUUCAAGAAA